Camelus dromedarius (Arabian camel) is the source of this 6672-nucleotide messenger RNA. Its product is annotated as neuroligin-4, X-linked. The record is from RefSeq and is a predicted model, not a curated record. NCBI's taxonomy places the organism in Eukaryota, Metazoa, Chordata, Mammalia, Artiodactyla, Camelidae. The transcript is spliced from 10 exons. Gene Ontology annotation, biological process: chemical synaptic transmission; neuron cell-cell adhesion; modulation of chemical synaptic transmission. Gene Ontology annotation, cellular component: synapse; postsynaptic specialization membrane; plasma membrane. Bases 1281 to 3791 code for a protein of 836 amino acids. Gene Ontology annotation, molecular function: signaling receptor activity; neurexin family protein binding.
CAUUCCUUUACAAAGUUGCAGAGCGGGCAUGCCUAAGCACGGGUCCCAGAGCACAGAGAUGAGAACUAGAGGAAUAGGUCCCGUAUGGAGUCAAGGUAGCUGUUCUCUGUUACAAUGCCUUCCCAGCUGAGAGCUCUCUUUCUCUGAAGACCCUCACUCCACCAUUUCCACCCCGAGGAUCCCUAGAAAUUCAUAACCUCCUGGUAAUCUUUCUUUAUUUUUUCCCCCUUAGGCCAUUGUCUCCGUUAUCCACUAGACUGUAUGCUUCUUCAAAAACAAAGGGACGUGUGCUACUCACAGAUUCGUUUUUAGUGCUUAGGACCAUGCCUGUGCUCAAAAGAUACUUGAUGAAAUUGUAAAUCAGUCAAUCAAUUCACGCUUUCGUGGCAAAGCCAGUGACCUUCUGAACUGCUAUCCACAGGAGAGCUAUUUUAAUCACUGUUUCACAGAUAUAUUCCCCAAGAUUCAUAGAACCUCACAAACUUUCCAACAGGUCAAAGCGAGCAGAGAGCUCUUAUUCAGACCCUUCCCGCUGCCCUUCCUGCUCCGACUGUGUGCUGUGUCUUCCUCCCCCGAAGACUAUUUACGGCAGAAACAACGAAUUUCCUCCAAACGGCGGUGCCGGUGGUCCUCACAUUCCUUCGGGGGAGCCACUGUAGCUGGCCCUGGAGAGAGCCAAGGCGCCUGGACUUGACACGUCCUGAAUCAUACCCUCGGCCAGGGCUCCCUAGAAAAAUCUGGAUGUAUAAAAAUAACACUUCCAGCCCAUGCUGCUCUCCCCCGGCUAAGGUGUCUUUUUGACCUGCUCCCCAGGGCGAAUGGGAAUGGCUGUCAACGUCUCUGCGAAGCCCCAGGUCUUCAGCUGUGAAGAUGAAAUUCUGUGGCGAGUCUUACUGGACGCGCUGUCGUAGCAUGGAAUAGACCAGCUCGGCGUCUGCGUCUGAUCUUCCGCCAAAGGCUGACCGCUCUGCCUUGGCGUUUUUGUGAGGAACUGUUGCCUUCGGGAGGUGUUGGAUGGUCCCUGCUUCCUCGGAGCCUGGCCCUCGCUGGGAUUCAGAUCCAGGACUGAAGGAGGGUGGCUGUCUGGCCAUGGGCUGCCGAGAAAACCUCCGGGCUUGCUCUUAACCUUGGGCUCUGUCUAUGACCCAUCACCCAUCGGAGGGGCUUCCUAACCAGCCCUUCGCAUCUCUUGGGUCUUGCUGCCCGCAAAGCCCGCUCUCUCCCGGCCUCGCCUGCUCGGAGCUGUACCCCACGGACGCCUGCGGAUGUGUGGCUGAACCAUGUCGAGACCCAGCGGACUGUUAUGGCUCCCACUGUUCUUCACCCCGGUCUGCGCCAUGUGGAACGCCAACGUCCUCCUGUGCAUAACCGCCCUCGCCGUCAAGUUGACACUCACCGGCAGCCAGGCCCAGUACCCCGUGGUCAACACCAACUACGGCAAAAUCCGGGGCUUAAGAACACCAUUGCCCAAUGAGAUUUUGGGUCCCGUGGAGCAGUACUUGGGGGUCCCCUACGCCUCACCGCCCACUGGAGAAAGGCGGUUCCAGCCCCCGGAGCCCCCGUCCUCGUGGACCGGCGUUCGGAACGCCACCCAGUUUGCGGCGGUGUGCCCCCAGCACCUGGACGAGCGGUCUCUGUUGCACGACAUGCUGCCCAUCUGGUUCACUGCCAAUCUGGAUACUUUAAUGACCUACGUGCAAGACCAGAACGAGGACUGCCUGUACUUGAACAUCUACGUGCCCACGGAGGACGGAGCCAACACAAAGAAAAACGCUGAUGAUAUAAGCAGUCAUGACCGUGGUGAAGAUGAAGACAUCCACAAUCAGAACAGUAAGAAGCCGGUGAUGGUGUACAUCCACGGCGGGUCUUACAUGGAAGGCACCGGCAACAUGAUCGACGGCAGCAUCCUGGCCAGCUACGGGAACGUCAUCGUGAUCACGAUGAACUACCGGCUGGGAAUCCUGGGGUUUUUAAGUACCGGUGACCAGGCGGCCAAAGGGAACUACGGGCUCCUGGAUCAGAUCCAGGCGCUGCGCUGGAUUGAGGAGAACGUGGGGGCCUUCGGCGGGGAUCCCAAGAGAGUCACCAUCUUCGGCUCCGGCGCGGGUGCCUCUUGCGUUAGUCUCUUGACCUUGUCCCACUACUCAGAAGGUCUGUUCCAGAAGGCCAUCAUCCAGAGCGGGACCGCCCUGUCCAGCUGGGCGGUCAACUAUCAGCCUGCCAAGUACACUCGGAUAUUGGCAGAUAAAGUCGGCUGCAACAUGCUAGAUACCACGGACAUGGUGGAAUGCCUUCGGAACAAGAAAUACAAAGAGCUCAUUCAGCAGACCAUCACCCCGGCCACGUACCACAUCUCCUUCGGCCCCGUGAUCGACGGGGAUGUCAUCCCGGACGACCCUCAGAUCCUGAUGGAACAGGGGGAGUUCCUGAACUACGACAUCAUGCUGGGUGUCAACCAGGGGGAAGGACUGAAGUUCGUGGACGGCAUCGUGGACAACGAAGACGGCGUGACCCCCAACGACUUUGACUUCUCGGUGUCCAACUUUGUGGACAACCUUUACGGCUACCCCGAGGGGAAAGACACGUUGCGGGAAACCAUCAAGUUCAUGUACACGGACUGGGCAGAUAAGGAAAACCCUGAGACACGGAGGAAAACCCUGGUGGCUCUGUUUACAGACCACCAGUGGGUGGCCCCCGCCGUGGCCACCGCGGACCUGCACGCCCAGUACGGCUCUCCCACCUAUUUCUACGCCUUCUACCACCACUGCCAAAGCGAAAUGAAGCCCAGCUGGGCGGACUCAGCCCACGGCGACGAAGUGCCCUAUGUCUUCGGGAUCCCCAUGAUUGGCCCUACGGAGCUCUUCAGCUGCAACUUCUCCAAGAACGACGUCAUGCUGAGUGCGGUGGUCAUGACCUACUGGACGAACUUCGCCAAAACCGGUGACCCCAAUCAGCCUGUUCCUCAGGACACCAAGUUCAUUCACACAAAACCCAAUCGCUUUGAGGAAGUGGCCUGGUCCAAGUAUAACCCCAAAGACCAGCUGUAUCUGCAUAUCGGCCUGAAACCCAGAGUGAGGGACCACUACCGAGCCACGAAAGUGGCCUUCUGGUUGGAACUCGUGCCACACUUGCACAACUUGAAUGAGAUAUUCCAGUACGUCUCCACAACCACAAAGGUUCCUCCUCCGGACAUGACGUCCUUCCCCUAUGGAACUCGGCGGUCCCCUGCCAAGAUAUGGCCCACGACCAAACGCCCAGCGAUCACGCCCGCCAACAACCCCAAGCACUCCAAGGACCCUCACAAAACGGGGCCCGAGGACACAACCGUCCUCAUCGAAACCAAACGGGAUUAUUCCACUGAACUGAGCGUCACCAUCGCCGUGGGGGCGUCCUUGCUUUUCCUCAACAUCUUGGCCUUCGCGGCGCUCUACUACAAGAAGGACAAGAGGCGCCACGAGACGCACAGGCGCAACAGUCCCCAGAGGAACACGACGAACGACAUCGCCCACAUCCAGAACGAGGAGAUCAUGUCCCUGCAGAUGAAGCAGCUGGAGCAUGACCACGAGUGCGAGUCCCUGCAGGCUCACGACACGCUGAGGCUCACCUGCCCGCCGGACUACACCCUCACGCUGCGCAGGUCCCCAGAUGACAUCCCACUGAUGACACCAAACACCAUCACCAUGAUUCCCAACACCCUGACGGGGAUGCAGCCUUUGCACACGUUCAACACCUUCAGUGGAGGGCAAAACAGUACAAAUUUACCCCACGGACAUUCGACCACUAGAGUAUAGCUUUGCUGUCUCCUUCCCCUCCGCCCCGGGCUCCCCCCCUCAACAACAUUGAAGAGAGAAGGAAAGAGGGUAGCAACAUGUCCCAGCAAAGAAUGUGUUUCAUGCCACUGGCUUAGGACAAAAAAAAAAAGGCAAAAGGGCAUCUCAUGUCCUUGCAAAAACCCUCCCCAUCCACAUAUCCCAGUACAACGAGAUCAACUACUGACCCUACAAAAUGUGAAACGUAUACAUUGCUGUUACAAUACUGCUUUAAGAUCGCCGCCACUCCAGCAAACGUUAGUGUGACUACGACAUCACCAUUUCAAGGACGUGGAUCUUUCCAAUGUGACCGUAGAAGCUGACACUUCUGUAACUCAGCCAAGGACACACUGUUUCGGUUUUGGGUUUUGUUUUUUUUUUUUUUUUUUUAAUUACAAUCGAAAAACAAAUAAAUAAAAGUUCUUUACGUGCCAUAGAACGAAUGGCUCUACUUAAGCGAAGAAAGAGUCUGUGGGCUUUUACCCAGCAUACGGAGCUGUAAUCGAGAGAGAAGGAAAAGUAGAAUUUUAUUAUUAAAAUAAAGGAACUGACUAUGCACUUACAUACAUAGAGUUCUGUGCAAAGAGUUGGUUUGCCAGCCUGAACUAUAUUUAAGAAACUUUGUAAAAAUUAAAAAAAAAAAUGUAUAUAGCUGUGAGUUUAAACAAACCCACACACACAGAGGAAGAAAACAAACAAACAAACACACAAAAAGCUUUUAUCGGUGUUUUUCACUUUGAAAGAGCUGUUAGCAAGCUUGUGCUUUCCAUUGUGGUCUGUAUGUACAUAAAUAUAUAUAUAUAUAUAUACACAUUAGUCAUAUCGCCUCUGUUUCCUCCAGGACAAAGGAGGAUUUUUCUUCUUAAUUACUUGUGCUCAAAAAAAAAGACGUGGGGUUUUCUGCUGCGUUUCAUUCGUAGGAGAAGGUGGCUUUCCCACAGCGGACCCAGACCGUCUGUGCCACUGGGCCGUCUCCCCUCACGGGCCGAACAAAUGCAUGCUACGGCGUUCUUAGGAGACCGUUGUGGUUUUUUUUUUUUUUCAGGAAAACUUUUAUUUUGUCUGUGUGUGUGUGUGUGUGUUAAGGCUUCAUGAAGUUGCAACCCCAAGGUGGAUCCCCUAUGUGGAACGUAUUUAAAGCUUGUUGAAUUAGAAACACGCACAUCCAGAGUGACAGCAGGAAACAAACAAACAAACAAACAAAAAACCCAGAAUACAAAUCUCGUUCUGUGGUUCUGGUUCUUUGAAUCGGUUUAGGAAGAGUUGCUUCUUCCCGCUCCAGGGUCCUGCCAAAAAAAGCGAAAGAAACCUUGUGUUUGGUGGGGCCACGCUCUGUUGCGUCAAUGCAGCUCUGUCCUCCCCGGCAGCUGCAGGAGGGUUUGGCAGCUGAAGGACCUGCUCAGUUUAGCUAAUCAGACUGAAGGAAGGCAUGUGUCUUUCCUUUCUGUUGAAGCAGGAAGUCCCCUUAUUUAUCAGUAAGCAGAAGUUUUUGUUUUUUGGGGUUUUUUUUAAUUCUUUCUAUCAUUUAUGGGAUAAAACAUAUGCUUGUCUGAAACUAUUACCUUUUGUGGGUUUGUGUGUCAGUCACCGAUCCAUACGUAGGACAGACAGAAAACAGACCAGAAGGACAGAACGUGAAAAGUGCUUUGCAUCGGUUUCCCGGGGAGCUAGGGACAGCUUCACUGUCAAGACGACACACGGAAAUAUUUGCCCACUCAAAAUUGGUGAGAUGGGGACUAGAGAUCUGUCUGUCCCUCUGACACUUUGUCAUUUUCUCAUUGUCCUUUUAAUUUUCCUUAAGGACUAUUUUGAAAGUGUCCUAAAGUGGAAGGGAAAAUUAUAAUGAUAGUCCCUUUAUAUUUUGUCUUUGAAAAAUUUUUGCAACACCAGGAGGUAUCCAAAGAUAUUUGAAGAUAAUGUCUCUGGGCGUGAGGGUGUGGAUCAUAAGAACCCAGUCUUAAAUUUCCAGGGUGGGCAUUCUCCACAAAAAUGGUCCAACUUCCUUGUCCCUUUGUUCGAUCUUGGAUUCAUGAACCCGUAACCUAAAACCGUAGCGGAAUCUAUCGGAGUGUUUGAAAAAUGCCCCUUAGGAAAAGACAGUUCUUGCAAAUGCACACAGUCAAUUCUGUUGCUCAUCUUGGUUUAAGUUGGAGAGUGGUUCUCUGUCUGUACAUAGGUGAAACAUGACGGCCCCAACUUCGCACACAGCGACGCAACAGUUUCUUUUCCUGCAGCUAGCGGUGUCACGGGUAAGACUUCUGCUCACCCUUUUUUUAAAGCUCUUGUCAGGCCAUUUCCGCAAGCUCUGCGUUACCCCAGCUGAGCUACGACAAACAGGCUCUCAUGGAACUGCAAAGGAAGUCAUGCUUGGCACCCGUGUGGGUCUGGUAUGUUUGUAAUGUGAAUUCUAGUAUUUGUUUAGUAUUUCCAAUUGUCUUCUGCUAGCAAUAUGCACAGUAAUGUAUCAGGCUUGUGACAUUUGGAUAAGGAAAAAAAAAAGAGUUCUUGUUAAGUGAAUAACUUUAGCUUUCACAGAUGAUUGUGAUAAAAAGCAAUUUAAUACACCUUAAAUGGUAUCUUAUUUCUACAUGGAAAGAAGUUAUAGAAUCUUCAUAGAGUUCUAUGAGAAUAAAAUAUACUUGCUAUCUAUUAAAAAAAAAAAAAGAGGAAAAAAAUGAGAAAAAAAUAAGUUUAAAAAACAAAAAAAAAUCUUUCCUAGGCUUUUUUUCUUGACCUUCACAGGCACGCAGGGUUUAAUGGUUUCUUGGAUUAUUAUUUUGCGAUUUUGUUUUUGAUUUUGCCUUAAGUAAUGAUAGAAGAUAUAUAUGGCUGGACACAUAUGUAUAAACUUUUCAGCAGCAUU